AUGGACGGGCGGACUCUUCUCGGCAUCUGUACGAUCUGCUGGGCCGCUUCAGGUGCCCUUGGUGCGGCCUCAGAAGAGCGCCUUGUUCGGCAGCUGUUUAACGAGUCCAGGUACAGCCCGGAUGUCAGGCCAGUCUUUGCUCCGACUGAUGUUCUUCCGGUCAACUUCAAGCUGCUGGUGAUUCAAGUCAUCGCUGUGAACGAAAAGGAGGAGUACAUGAGGACUAACGUUUGGGUAGAACUGUCCUGGGUAGACUAUCGACUGGCGUGGAAUAAGGAAGAUUUUGACCACAUCCCCAGUAUCCGUGUGCCUGCAGAAUCCGUGUGGAGACCAGAUAUUGUCCUCCUCAACAACAAAGACGGCCAAUAUGACGUUGCCCUCUACACAAAAGCAAUCAUAUCCAACGACGGGAGUGUCUACUGGCUACCUCCGUCUAUUUUCACCAGUGAGUGUUCUAUCAACGUCCGUCACUUCCCUUUCGACAAGCAGAACUGCACACUACAGUUCUCCUCCUGGACGUAUAACAAACGGGAAGUGGACCUGGUAUCCCUGGGUUUUGUGUACGACGACUUUAAGGAAAGUGGAGAAUGGCGUAUCGUGGACAUUCCCAGCAGGAAGGUUGAGACUGAGGACAGUGUUUUUGUUAUCUAUGACUUCAUGUUAGCCAGGAAGCCGCUGUUCUACAUUGUGAACAUGAUCGUGCCCAUCAUUCUGCUGACCCUGCUGUCCAUCCUGGUGUUCUAUCUGCCGGUAGACUGUGGGGAGAAGGUUGGACUCUGCAUCAACGUUCUGUUGGCUCUGGUCGUGUUCUUGCUGCUGAUCGCAGACAUCAUUCCUGCCACGUCUGUGGACAUCCCGCUGAUCGGCCGGUACCUCAUGUUCACCAUGAUCUUCGUCACCGUGGAGACGGUAACCUCGAUUUACGUCGCUAACAUCCACUUCCGCGGCGCGUCCACGCACGUCAUGUCGCCAUGGAUACGGUACAUCUUCCUGAAGCUGCUGCCGAGGCUGCUGAAGGUGCCGCCUCCGGGAGUGGAGCAGGAGGAGGAAGACGGUACUAAAGAAAGCGCCAACGGUCCUCACCCCCAUGCGGCUAACGGACUCCACCCCUGGGGGGCUGAAGCCAUCGAGCUGCGGAGGAGAAGGGACGCUGCUGCUGACGGCCGACCUCCCGUCCCGCCCCGAACCGACCGGCCUCAGCUCUCCGCUGAUCUGAAGGAGGCAGUUGGCCAUGUGACUACAGUCUCGGAUCACUUCAAGGAUGGGGACAGUGACGCGGAGGUGAGUGACGAGUGGCAGUUUGUGGCCAGAAUGGUGGACUGGAUCUGUCUGCGUUUGUUCGCCUUCGCUCUGCUGGCCGCCAGCAUUAUCCUCUUCAUUGAGCCGUGGUACGAACCGUCCUUCCGGCCCGGGUAAUACGCCCAUCCUUCCGAUCUGGAUAACACGCCCAUCCUUCCGACCCAGAUAACACGCCCAUCCUUCCGACCCAGAUAACACGCCCAUCCUUCCGACCCAGAUAACACGCCCAUCCUUCCGACCCAGACAACACGACCAUCCUUCCGACCCAGAUAACACGACCAUCCGUCCGGCCCGGAUAACACGACCAUCCUUCCGGCCCGGAUAACACGACCAUCCUACCAGUCCGGAUAACUCGCCCAGCUUUCCCGCCGGGGUAACACGUCCAGCCUUCCCGCCCGGACAACAUGUCUAGCCUGUCGGCCGGAUAACACACUCGUCCUACUACUCGUCACCACGCCCAACCUGCCUGCCCAGAAAACAGGCCCGUCCUUCUGGCCCGGACAAGACGCCCGUCCUUCCGGCCUCAGACAACACGCCCAUCCUUCGAAUUCCGGCUCACAUAACACGCCCAGCCUGUCCUCUCGACCAUGCAGCACCACUUACACUCCCUCUUGUCCUCAGUCCUAAAUCAAGACCUGAUUUACAUAAUUAAUGAGGACAUUAUGCAAUUCUAUUUCAUUCUGAAAUGAUGAGGCAUAUGUAUCUUAGAGAGAGAGGGGGAUAUCAACAGAUUAGUAUGCAAAUUAAUAAUUUGCAUGAUUGAAGGAUUAAUUAAAAAUAAUAUGUCGGUGGUGGCGCUUCAUACUUGCAAUAGGAAUAUCAUACAUGUGGAGUUUGGAAGUAGGGUAAAGGUGAAAGUAUAGACUACAUUAUGCAAAUGAAUUGUGCAACAGACAUUUUGCAUAAUUACAUUGUAGUAAGAAACUGUAAGAUUAGCCUUCUGUGCUAAUAUAUAAUUGAGGGGUAAGGUCACAUGUCUUGAGCAAUUAAUAAUUCUGAAUAAAACUAGAGG
Messenger RNA from Branchiostoma belcheri (Belcher's lancelet), 2311 nucleotides. Its product is annotated as neuronal acetylcholine receptor subunit beta-2-like. The record is from RefSeq and is a predicted model, not a curated record. Gene Ontology annotation, biological process: signal transduction; regulation of membrane potential; nervous system process. Bases 1 to 1416 code for a protein of 471 amino acids. Gene Ontology annotation, cellular component: postsynaptic membrane; synapse; neuron projection. NCBI's taxonomy places the organism in Eukaryota, Metazoa, Chordata, Leptocardii, Amphioxiformes, Branchiostomatidae. Gene Ontology annotation, molecular function: acetylcholine-gated monoatomic cation-selective channel activity; transmembrane signaling receptor activity. The transcript has 6 exons.